AUGCAUUUCCAUUCAGGUCGCGGUGAUGUCUUUGGUGAACCGUUUUGGAAAGAACCUAACCGUAUGAGUCAUUCAGCGGCAACCGUACGGGCGCUGACCUAUUGUGAUUUGCACUGCAUCAAGAAGGACAGUCUACUGCAAGUGCUCAACUUCUACUCGGCCUUCGCCAACAGCUUCGCACGGAACCUGGUGCUUACAUACGACCUGAAGACAAGAGACGCCCCAUGUUUCACUUGGAACGAUAUUCGAGAUAUUGCAAUACAUGUAUAUCUUUGUAAUGUACUGCUCAUAAGGUUGCUGAAAAUCCAUCGAGAGCUCACGACCUGUUUCGCUCUUUUUGGGGCUCAUCAGCUCAUAUUCCGAAAACUGGCUGAUGUCAAGCGGGAGUUCGAACUGGCCGAGCAUCGUAAGAAUGAUAAUCCCCUGUCCGGUCUCAGAGCUGACCAUCCAGUUCGCCGAAUGAUUCAUCGCUUUCGAAUGAUCGGAUCGCAUGCGCAGUCAGCCAAUGGUUCUUCAAUCCCAAAUGGACAAGAUUCAGAACAGCCAGCUAGAGCUUUGACGGCUGGUGACACCAGUGAGGCAGGCGAAAGUGGUGGUUAUCAGGAAGAUCGCGCAAUAACCGGUGGUGCUGGUGGCGGCAGUGACGGUGGUGGUGGUGUGGUGAGAAGAACCUCAACAAUGGACAAGUUUACAACUCCGGAGGCCCCAACACCUGGAGUGACAAAACUGAACGGGAUAGCAUCAAAAUGGGGCAAAAGGAUGGCUUUGCAACGUGCCUCAGCGAACCUAGACGAACUCGAUAAAACAAUGUCUCAGCAGAACAUAACCGAGAGCUCACAUUUACCUGACCCAGAGGAGACGAAACGCGCCGCUGCGGGGAGGCCACAAUCUAAGUGGGCGAGAGUCACAACAAUACGAGAGGAGCCCGAAAAAGACAGUCAGUCGUCAACAGUACAUGCCUUGAAACAACCACUUUCUGGGAUUCACACAGAGAAACCCACCACCAAUAACAAAAACCUGAUGUCGGUAGACCAAAUGACACUUGCUCAACGGAUAGAAACUCUGGAGGCAUCGAACCGUACCAUCCUUGAUUGUUUGGUUCAAAUGCAAUCCGACCUCAGCAAGGAUGUUGGACAAAUUUUAGAACGCAUGAACAUAGUUGAUUCACAUUUAAAUGAAUUAUUGGAUAACAUAGAAUCUAGAGAAUUGGGAAAACGAGGGCGGGGAAACAAUACAGUGGAGAGCGUAUCUGAUGACUUCCGCUCGUCCGAAACGACCACUUCACCUGGUCACUUGCAUUCACCCACUUCGUGGCUCUUACAAAGACAGCCUAAGCGCCAUCGGUCGCCGAAGUUAGCAUUGUCUAACAGGGUGCAUCCAUUAGAUUCAUUUUGUUCCGUUUCGGAUGCAUGUUCGUCGAGUGAAAACAAUGAAAAUGCCAACAGUGCAGCAACACAGGUUCCCCGAGUUUCAAUCUCCCAAUCACAAGGUACGUUACUUCAUACAGCUUGGCAGAGGCGUGUCGGAACGACACAGGCCUAUUCAACCGAUGUCACGAACUUCAACAUGCAACAAUCCAUACGUUCUGGUCAGACGAUUGCGCAAUAUUAUCGGCAGAAUUCUUCGGAAACCAAUAGUCAGGUGGGAUCUGUGGCUUUCACGAACAACAGUGGCUCCUCAUCUUCCAGAUCAUUCACAUCUUCUGGGGCUUGCAACCAGAGGGCGUCUGAGGUUUUGCGUGACUCAGCUGGACAUUGGAAGAUGGGUGACUCUGAAGAUUACUUUGGCCAGCAACAAACCGAGACCUCACAGAUUCCGACUCAUGCGUCUAGAUCAAAUCCCUCUUUCGAUGACCCACUUACCCCAAGUGUCCAAAAGAUGGAAGAUGAAAUGCCAUCGCAAAAAUCUAAUCCCAUAUCGUCUGGUCACGCUCGGACUCCGAUAACAAGCGUCCACGCGGAAUCAAGCAGUAGGUUAAUCGCAUCCAACCGCCCCAGUCGUACUUCACUGUUAGUGGUAAGAAAGCCGUCGCGGUUGAUGGACCGAACAUGCUCUGUAAACCCGACGACAACCAUACCAACAUCAUCCACACUAAUUUUCUCCCCAACUUGUUCCACAGAAACAACAUUCAGGACUACCAUUUUGCCUAUUCACCGAUCUUCCCUUCCACAGGUUCCCCCUCUUCGACCAAACACCGGGUCCGAGUUGUAUCCACCAGUCUCG
Opisthorchis viverrini is the source of this 2223-nucleotide messenger RNA. RefSeq lists its product as hypothetical. Gene Ontology annotation, biological process: potassium ion transmembrane transport; regulation of membrane potential. The record is from RefSeq and is a predicted model, not a curated record. NCBI's taxonomy places the organism in Eukaryota, Metazoa, Platyhelminthes, Trematoda, Opisthorchiida, Opisthorchiidae. The transcript is spliced from 3 exons. Gene Ontology annotation, molecular function: voltage-gated potassium channel activity. The annotation marks the transcript as partial.